AUGACUCUUUCAUUUGAUGCCGCACCGGACUAUAGAGAAUACCACUCAUCGACUCGACGAUCCAAGACUAGCUUACACCACACGGCAGCCAUUCUUGACUCUCGCUCGUCCAACAGAGUCAGGAACUUGGCGAUUUCCAGUGCAUCGCAGAAGGAACCAGAACGGCACCACCGUCGAGGUCUGAACGCCGCCAAGCGCAAAAGAGGGAUCGACCGUUUGGAGGACUCCAUUCUCCUCGCCGAGUUUCCUCAGUUUUCAGAUACCGAAGACGAGUCGAAUCAAGGGCAAGUGAAGAGAAGGAAACAACAGAGCACGCCCUUGUUUGUCGCUGGAGACGGCAACUUCACAUCGAAGCCCGGUCGGCCCAUCCGACAUUUGCAGUUCUUCAAGAAGCUGAAGACCAAGUUGGUUGCCUUGGGGGCUCGUGACCCAGACGAAGAGAUUAUUCGGACGACAACAGGGGCAGCAGCAGUAACAGGAGGAGGCACUCUCGCUCAAGGUCGCCGAGGGGUCGGUCAUCUAAAGGGGCAAGAUCCAGAUCCAUAUCUCCUCCAUCAGGAGGAUCCUAUUCACGCAGACCCCAUUCUCGCUCCCGUUCACGCUCACGAUCGCCUCGCGGAAGAUUUGAUCGACCACAAGGAGGAAACGCAAGGUGGCGGUGGCGGCCGUCGUGGAGGCGGUCCUCGCCACGAGUCGACCUUUCGAAGCGGACCACCAGGCGGUGGAUCAGGAAAGCCAGACGUCUGGGGUUCCAAGAUGGCAGCAGCAGACGAGGAAGAGCGGAAAAAGAAACCUGUCAUUGCUGAGGAGGACAAGGAGAAGCCCAACUUUGGACUCUCUGGGUCACUAGCGGCUGAGACAAACACGACAGCGAAUGGAACCGUUCUCAAGUACAACGAACCUCCAGAGGCACGGAAACCAGCUCAGAAGUGGAGACUCUACGUCUUCAAAGGCGACAAGGAGAUCGAUUUGCUCCAUAUUCACCGCCAAAGCGCAUUCUUGUUUGGGCGGGAUCGAAAUGUUGUGGAUGUUCCUAUCGAGCACCCGUCCUGUUCUAAGCAGCACGCUGUCCUGCAGUUCCGGCAGAUAGUUGAAACGGAUGCCUUGGGACAGACCAAGCGAACCACAAAGCCUUUCAUUAUCGACCUAGAGUCUGCAAAUGGAACUUUUGUCAAUGGCACCAAGAUCCCACCCACGCGCUACUAUGAACUCAAGCUCUCAGAUGUACUCAAAUUUGGCGCUAGCACACGCGAGUUUGUUCUUUUACAUGAAAGUGCCGAAUCGUAA
Linnemannia hyalina is the source of this 1287-nucleotide messenger RNA. The record is from the annotation of a GenBank genome assembly. NCBI's taxonomy places the organism in Eukaryota, Fungi, Mortierellomycota, Mortierellomycetes, Mortierellales, Mortierellaceae.